Babjeviella inositovora NRRL Y-12698 is the source of this 418-nucleotide messenger RNA. RefSeq lists its product as uncharacterized. Bases 49 to 258 code for a protein of 69 amino acids. The transcript has a single exon. The record is from RefSeq and is a predicted model, not a curated record. NCBI's taxonomy places the organism in Eukaryota, Fungi, Ascomycota, Pichiomycetes, Serinales.
GAGCCAUAGCCCCCAAUUAUACCUCGCGCAAACGAGGGUAGACCGGAAAUGCGAGAUACCAAACUCUGUCACAAGGCAAACCCCCAUGGUCUUUGGCUAACACCAGAAGGAAAGCGUGCGGCGUAUCUGCAACGAGGCGUGCCGUGCAAUACACUGCCCCUUAACGACACGCCUACAGGAAGACGCGUUCAGAAUUGCCGACUUAACAAUAAAUGUCGUGCCAACGAAUGUAAUUUUCGCGUCGGCUUUGUCGUUUAGGUCUCUAAACGGGCCAGGUGUAGUUUUCUACUCAACGUCACCCAUGUAUCUGCAACCUACAUCCAUUUUAGGAUUCUUGUUCGUCGGCCCGAAUAGAAAUGUAGAUGCAAGCCGUGAUCAUGCCAUUAUGUUAAAAAAAAAUACCCUUGGCAGGUUGUCU